GAGAGAGAGAGAGAGAGAGAGAGAAAGAGAGAGAGAGAGAAAGAGAGAGAGAGAGAGAGAGUAAUAUCGGAGUCAAAAGAGCGAGCGAGAGGUCGACAGCCUUUUUCCCUCGUGUACUCUAUUAGUCGUCGUCGUCAUCGUCCUCGUACUCGUCCUCCUCGUCGUUGUCGUCGUCAUCCUUGUCGCCUCGUCGUUGUCGUCGUCGUUGUCAUCGUCGUCAUCCGGCGCGACAGGCGCGGGUAUAUCCUAACCCGUUCCGCAUACCUCCUUCGCCGUCAAUAAUCGCGCUCUCGUCGUAGUGCCGCGCGAUUAUCAGCGUACGCAUCACCCUCCGUAAUCCGGAGUGUGUGUGACCGAAAGGUAGAGAUAGAGCGAGAGAGAGAAAGAGAGAGAGAGCGAGAGAGAGAAAGCUCCGAAACGUAGUUGGAGCACCGGCACAACUGGAACAAGUUCCGAGGGAAGUCUCGCGCGUGUCGUGACACCACCCCCUUUUCAUACGUCACGAGCCUUGCCGCGACGACGCUCGCCGCUGCCGUCGGCGACGAGAUCACCGUCGCGAACAUUGAGCAACCGAGGAACACCGUCCGCAACUGCAGCAGCAUCAUUUAUCCACAACAACACUAGACGGCUACUCACUACUCCGGACUCAAGCGAACUUGCCGUCGCUUCCACUCCGAGCACGCGAGAACCUCGCGACGACGACGACAUCGAGUAAUCGUGCGUCGCGCGCUGUUAUGGAGUCCCAGAACCAGGAGAUCGUAGCGAGCGGCUCGCCCGCCGAGGUGCCGAACGAUCCAGGGAAAAUGUUCAUCGGCGGCCUAUCUUGGCAGACCAGUCCAGAGAGCCUCAGGGAGUAUUUCACCAAGUACGGAGACAUCACAGAGGUUAUGGUUAUGAAAGAUCCCACCACACGACGAUCAAGGGGCUUCGGAUUCAUCACAUUCGCAGACCCUGCGAGCGUAGACAAAGUGCUGGCGCAGGGCAAUCACGAACUGGACGGCAAGAAAAUCGACCCAAAGGUAGCAUUUCCUAGGAGAACACAUCCAAAGAUGGUGACAAGGACAAAGAAGAUCUUCGUCGGGGGAUUAUCGGCGCCGACGACGCUGGAGGACGUCAAAAAUUACUUCGAACAAUUCGGUCCGAUCGAAGAUGCUAUGCUGAUGUUCGACAAGCAAACUAACAGGCAUAGAGGCUUUGGAUUUGUCACGUUUCAAAGCGAGGAUGUCGUCGACAAAGUCUGCGAGAUCCAUUUCCACGAAAUUAACAACAAAAUGGUCGAAUGCAAGAAGGCACAGCCAAAGGAAGUGAUGCUUCCAGCGAAUCUGGCGAAGACGCGAGCGGCCAGCAGAGGCGCAUACGAUUUUAUGUGGUCUCUGGGAGCAUUACCUGAUGGUUUCCCAGCGGCAGCGUACGCGGCAUACGCGGCGGGCCGCGGCUAUUCUGGGUACCCUAGUUUCGGAUUACCCUACCCGACAGUGGAUCUAACCAAUGGACAACUCACCCCAAACAACAACACGCCCUUACUUACACAAGCACUUUCUGCCGCAGCCGCGGAUUCCGCAGUCGCAAGCUACGUCCAGGCCGCAGCUAGCCCGCAGCCCCCCACGACCGCGUUCCCCGCGAUCGCCGUAUCCCGCGCCCCGCUCAACUACAGUCCCGGUCCUCUAAUACCAGCGGCGUUCACUAAUGGCUACCAUUGAGCCUUGUUAAGACCUAAUAACAGGAUGGACGAGACGGCAGAACGCAGCACGGUCGCCUGAUAUAAUAAGCAACACGGACGAUUUGAGGCAGCUAAACAGUGGAUGAUCUCUGGACGAAAAAAUAACACGCCUACUGUAUAGAUAUAAAGAUAUAAAUAAUGAUCAAAAGUUGCAAUAUAUUAAAAAACGGAUAAUGUCGAACAGAAGGCAACUAUUAAAUAAGAUCCAAUCGAUGCAACUUCGAAAUCCGGAUUGUAAAUAACCGGAUGUAAUAUUACGCGAAUAUGCAAUAAUGCAUUAAGAAAGAAUUUAGAGUAUUAGUCGAAUCCAGUUGGAUGCAACUAUAGAUAGAGAGAAGAAAAUUAAUCCUGUUGAUGAGUAAGGGAAAAAAACUGACGCGCAACGGGGAAGACGUCCAGAGUAGGCCAGAGGAAAAAGACGAGAAAAGCGACAGGAAGACCGACCGUCAGACAGAAACAGGAAGAGGUAACAACGCGCGCUGCAAUAGGCUAGUUAUGGCCGAAACUGCGUAUUGACGCCAGCCCGUUCUCCGACAUUAA
Molecule: messenger RNA, 2260 nt
Organism: Trachymyrmex cornetzi
Lineage: Eukaryota; Metazoa; Arthropoda; Insecta; Hymenoptera; Formicidae
Gene: Rbp6
Product: RNA-binding protein 6
Exons: 15
Coding region: 735-1700 (321 amino acids)
Biological process (GO): regulation of translation
Cellular component (GO): cytoplasm
Molecular function (GO): mRNA binding
Source: RefSeq, a predicted model, not a curated record